AGCUUGUCCACCCAAAUGUUUCACUCACUUGUCUUCACCCUUCUAAGAGAGACGUGCUCGACCGAAGAUUCCAACUUCGUGAGACGAUUUCCGGCGACGUUCUGCACGGUGGAAACCUGAUCGGAAUACUUCUUUGCCGCCGCGGAAAUGGGUUGCUGCACCUACAAGUACUACUUCUUGUGGUUGACAUGCUUGGCUUAUCUUGUUCUUGUUCAAGGUAGUGAGAAGAAGCACCAUUUUAAUGGACCUGUUGUUAACGUGACGAAGCAUCUCAAUUUCCAAGAUUUUAACUUUGUCAAAAACCCCAGAGUUUUGGAAGAUGUAAGGCUCCUAGGCAGUGCCAAAAUCUCAAGCUCAUCGUCAGCCAUACAAAUCCCCGAUGAUCAUGAUCAGUACUCCGACGUCAACGGCGGCGAUGAUAUCCAUCAUCUAAGACAGCAAGCAGGCCGAGCCCUCUACUCCUCUCCCAUCCGACUCCUCGACCCUCACACUCAGUCUCCUGCUUCUUUUCAAACAACAUUUUCUUUCCAAUUCCACAACGGUUCUAAUUUAAACGCUUCUGAUCAUGGUGGUAGUGGCCUCACCUUCAUCAUUGUCCCUGACGAGUUCACUGUCGGAAGGCCUGGCCCGUGGCUCGCCAUGCUUAACGACGCUUGCGAGGAUGAUUACAAGGCGGUUGCAGUCGAGUUUGACACCCGCCUCAACCCUGAAUUCGGAGACCCGAAUGACAACCAUGUUGGAAUCAACUUGGGAACAAUUGUCUCCACCGAAACAAUCAACGCAUCCGACGUUGGUGUAUUUCUCAACGACGGCUCAGUCCACCGAGCGUGGAUUAGCUACGAUGGUCCGAACCGUUGGAUGGAAAUUCGUUUAGGAUCAGAAGACAGUACUAAUCACCCGCCACGAAAACCAAUCUUCUCUGGCCCUCUGGAUCUCUCACCAUUUCUCAAUGAGUACAUGUUUGUCGGAUUCUCUGCUUCAACGGGAAACCACACGCAAAUCCACAGCGUCCUCUCGUGGAACUUCACCUCCACUAGUCAAGCUUUUCUCUGGAUGCCGUCGAUGGAAGCGUGCGAGAGUAACAUAAUUGUGACUGGCAGAGGAAGUAGUGCCGCGAGCGCUGAGCCUCGCGGGACUUUCUUAAUCUUCAUUGCUGUGGUGGUUUUGGCUCUGGCUGUGGUGGUUAGUCUGUACUAUAGCGGCAGGCGCAAAACCACCGGAAUAUCAGACACUCCCGUUGUGUUGCCGGAGAAGACGCAGAGACCGAGGCCUCCGAACAAGCCUCGAUACUUCACAAUCUCCGAAAUUUCCUUGGCUACUCAGUCCUUCAGCGAGUACGAAAUUCUUGGUAGCGGCGAAAGAGGCGUGUACUAUAGAGGGAAGCUUUUGAAUGGUUGUCAAGUGGCUGUGAAGCGGUUUUCUUCUCUGUUUUUGAGCUCGGAAGGGCUAGAUAGGCGGAGACUUUUCAAGGAAAUAAAGGGGAUUAGCCGGGUUAGGCAUCCGAAUCUGGUUCCAAUCAGAGGGUGGUGUCAAGACAAGAAGGAAACCAUGGUUGUGUAUGAGUUUUUCCCCAAUGGAAGCCUUGAUAAAUGGUUGUUUGGGGUGGGGGUCCUUCCGUGGACGCGGCGGUUCAAGGUUGUGAAAGAUGUGGCUGACGCCCUCAGUUUCCUGCACUCCAAGCAAUUAUCCCACAAGAACUUGAAGACAACUAGUGUCUUUCUUGACGUCAGUUUCCGGGCUGUUUUAGGCGAUUUCGGGUUUGUGCUAAGUGGUGCAGAAUCAAGAAGGUUUGAGUCCGCAGUGAGCCAAAGUGCGGAUGUUUUCGAGUUUGGUCUGUUUGUGUUGGAAGUGGUCGGUGGGAGGCCGCGAUUGGAGGCGGAUUCGGGGCCAUUGGAGGAGAGGGAUCUGUUGGAUUUUGCAUGGAGAAUGCAUGAGAUUGAUGAGAUGGUGAGGGUAGUGGAUAAGAGGAUGGGCACUGUGAUAAAUUUGGAGCAAGCAAUUAGGGUUAUGCAAAUAGGGUUGCUCUGCACUCUGAAUGCGACCAAAGGUAGGCCUUGCAUGGAGGAAGUGGUGGAGUUUCUUUGCAUGGAGAGACAAAUCCCCGAGUUGCCGCCGAGUCGGCCGGUUUCUCUCUUCCCUUACAGCAGCACCGGCGCCCUUUGCACUGGUUAUUCCUGUGCUUCUUUCAAAUGAAAUUGCAAAUGUGAAACCAAUUAGCAAUAUUAUGUGCUUCAUUCAUAUAUGUAGUCAAUAUGUUUUGUAAGGCACACACAAUUGCAAUUGGCGCAAAAUCGAGCACAUUAAUGUUCUAGGAUUCAUACAGCCGACUGUAUUUAGUGGAAUAAAACUUGGUUGUUGUUAUUAUAA
This is a messenger RNA of Malus domestica (apple), 2367 nucleotides long. The record is from RefSeq and is a predicted model, not a curated record. Lineage: Eukaryota; Viridiplantae; Streptophyta; Magnoliopsida; Rosales; Rosaceae.